Octopus sinensis (East Asian common octopus) is the source of this 1304-nucleotide messenger RNA. RefSeq names its product ubiquitin-like protein 7. Gene Ontology annotation, biological process: ubiquitin-dependent protein catabolic process. The transcript is spliced from 10 exons. NCBI's taxonomy places the organism in Eukaryota, Metazoa, Mollusca, Cephalopoda, Octopoda, Octopodidae. Gene Ontology annotation, molecular function: polyubiquitin modification-dependent protein binding. The coding region runs from base 27 to 1028 and encodes 333 amino acids. Gene Ontology annotation, cellular component: cytosol. The record is from RefSeq and is a predicted model, not a curated record.
GAAGUUGGGUUGAUGUUCUUAACAAAAUGGCCACCAUCAACGUUCGAUGUUUCUUUGAUCAAAAUCGUUUCCAGUUGGAGUCAAUCGAUCUGAAUUCUAUGGUCAACGAAUUUAUAAACCGAAUUUCGGAAAAUGUUACUCUAUCAGACAAAGAAAUUGAAUUGGUUUAUUGUGGUAAUUGUUUACAAAGAACAAAGACUUUAGAAUCAUAUGGUGUGAAGAAUGGUUCUAUGGUUUAUGCUGUGAAGAAAAAUGUGAAAGAACCUGUAGACUCCGGAAAACCAAAUGAAACAGAAAUUGCCAAAGUGUUAACAGCUUUCAGAAUGGCAAUUUUUAAUCCUUCUUACAGGACAACAGUUGAAAAUAUGUUGAUGGACUCUGAUGCUGUGGAAAACCUAAUCCUCACUACACCUGGUCUUGCCAAUGAUAUGACAGUUUUAAUAAUGUUCCAGGAUUUGAAACUCUUACUCCAGCUGCAUAAAACAAAGCAAAUUCGACAAAUAAUCGAUGAACAUCCUGCAUUUUAUCAUGUUGCCCAGUUGAUAGCUGCCACUGUCAAUGAACAGGGAGCUAAGGCUGGGGAGAGCUUUUUGUCUUCAGCUGCAUACUCUCUUGAUCAAAUGUCAGAUGAUGAAGAAUCUGCAUCACCACUUCAUACCCAAGAACAGUCACCCUUACAACUUGACGGAAGCUCUAUUCAGGGUAUAACAGCUUCACAGCUUGCUGCGGCUCUUGCUGCGGCCAGUGUACCAGCAGGUUUUUCUGACCCAUCAACAUCAGGAGCUCGAAUGUCUGAUGCAGCAUCAACGUCUGAUAGUAUUGGUGCUUCACCACCCAUCAGUAGUGACUUCUUCCAACAAGCCAUGGUACACGCUCAGUAUGUUGCUACUCAGACCCAGCUUCAACAGCUUCGUGACAUGGGUAUCACAGAUGAAGGUUUGGCACUACAUGCUCUCCAAGAAGCAGGUGGAGAUAUACAGGCUGCACUAGAAUAUAUAUUUGGAGAUAUUGGUGGAGGUAGUUUAUGAAAACGAAAAAACAAAAAUUUUUUUGAUAAAAAUAAAGACAAUAGUAAAUAAAGUGAAAAUAUGUUAAAAAUAUCACAAUUUUCUAAAAUAAUUAUUACACUGCUUAAGUGAUAGGAAUUCUCUUAAAUGUGUGUUUUUUUUUAAUAGUAUUUAAAUCAAUUUUUAUAGACAUAUUUCUAAGAUAUACACAUAAAAAUUAGUCUUGACAACAAACCCACCAACGUCUUAUUGGCUGCUGUAUAAAUAUGAGCAAUAAACUGAAUUCUGUCUGUUUUU